CAUGGCGACGACCAUUGUGCUUUGCGACCGCUGUACUGUGGGGAAAACCAAGAGAAUAAAGCUUGAUUCGAUAAAUUUAAAUGACAAUGUUGGUAAAUUACGUAUUGCUGCAUCACAGAAGACGAACUUGCCAAAGGAACAAAUAGAGCUAAUUUACUGUGGCCGAUGUCUCCAAGAUGAUGAAACGUUGGAGUCCUAUGGGGUGAAGCCAGGGACAACUGUUCAUGCACUGAAGAAGACCAACAUAGAAGACAAUGAACAGCCCCUUGAAAAAAUGGAUAAAGCGUCUAUCCAACAAGUAGUGACAGCUCUCCAAGCUGCCAUAAUUAACCCUAGUCACAGGGCAGUGUUGGAACAAAUGUUGAAGAACUCUGAAACUGUAGAUAAUAUAAUAGCUGCCACUCCCAAACUAGACAAAGACCCAGUGGCUGUGGGAUGUUAUAUUUGUAAUAUUUUUCUGUUUGAUGUGACAUUUAACUCAUUUGCAAUAUUUUGUUAUUAUAUCAGAGUAAUUGAGGCCCACCCGUCUCUUGCUCAUGCAGCCAUGCACGUGGCGGCUGCUGUGAACGAAGCAGGAGCCAAGGCAGGACCUAGCACCCCUAGCAGGACACAGACAAGGAGUACAGGGACCUUUUCACUAGAUCAGAUGUCUGAUGAUGAAGAUCUGAUGGAGCAGGUACAGCCAGCGGCAGGUGGGCCAGCAGGUGCCCCAUUAUUAGGUCAGUCUCCAGGAGGGAUCACAGCAGCUCACCUGGCAGCAGCACUGGCAGCAGCAGCAGGAAGAUCUAGGCCCCCUGAUGGUAGUGGUCCGUCCACCAGUGGUCAGGGUCCGCCAGUGAUCACCUCGGACUUCUUUGCCCAGGCCAUGCAACAAGUGGCUCAGUCCCCCAAUAUGACUGGACCCCAUGUGUCUGGACCUCAGCCACCAUCACAGGAACAGCUCCAGUCCCAGUUACAGCAGCUACGUGACAUGGGGAUCACGGACAUCGCUAUGGCAACCAGAGCUUUGGAGGCUACUGGCGGGAACAUACAGGCUGCGCUGGAACUGCUCUUCAGUGAUGACAUCAUGUGAUUACUCUCAUUGAAAUGAUGGCCAAAUGGAGUGCAUGUGUAGAAAGUGAACUUUCAAAGAAUACUUGAGAAAAAAAGGAAAGAAAGGGCAUUUUGUGGAGUAGAAUCCUGAAUGCCAGUUUGAUGUAUAUGGGUUGUGCCAUUUUGAACUAUAAUUUAUAUGUUUAAAGGGGAAGAAACUCUUAUCAGAGUUAAUUUUUUGAAUUUGUCAUUUCUUUUGAGCAUCUUGAGUUUAACUAGGAUAAUUCAAGAUUUUUUUCAAGUCUAACUUUCUUAGAAUUUGGAAAUUUUUAUAAAUGUAUGUACGUAAAAGGUUAGUUCAGUAAGCUUUCUUUGAGCAAUAAACUACUGCAAACAUUUUUGAGUCAUCCGUUUUUCUCUAUAAAUAUAUUGUGAUUUAUACUGCAAACAUUUUAAAUUAUUUUCAUUUUCUCUAUUUUAUUUAUUUAUUUUUUUUUUUUGACUUGUGCUAAUGACUUGAUCUAUUCAAUGGGGAAAAUUUUUGAAUCCUACAGUCCCAAAAAAUAUGUUUCUCUAUAGCUUAUAUUAUGUGGUGCUUUGACUGUAUGCAACAGAACUAUAAGGUAGCCUACGUUUCAGUUCUGCUUUUAAGAAUUUAUGACUUAAAAAUACAUAUGUAGUAAAAUUCACAAUUUUCCCCAUUGAAAAGAUAAAGUCAUUGCCAUAUAUUAUGAUUCAUAAUUUUCUAUAAUUGCUCUCCUGUACAGGGCAUUUAUUCUGUACAAUUGCCAAUUUAGAUAAGUUCAAAAUAUUGUACACCUCAUUGGGGUAUCUCAUUUUUAAUGAUUCAUAUUGAAAAAAAAAACUGGAAAUGCCCAGUGUUAUCUUUUUAAUCUCAUGUUAGAUAUGAAAUUGAUUCAAGACUGUGAUUAAUAGUUGACCUUUAUGAGUAAGAAGUUUGACCUCAGAGCAUUUGGACAGAAAAUCAAUAAAAUUGCUCUUACAUAAAUUUUUGUUCAGCUAGUCAUUGAUAAAAAAGAAAAAAUAAAGACAUUGAAAAUACAGCUGAAAAAAUCAAUGUCGUUUCAAAUAUAUUUUGCCUCUAUUAUAUGUUUGCUAUCAACAGCUGAUAGAAAUAAAGAGCAUCAACUGAGCAUGGUUUAAGUAUAUAAUCUGACUUUGCAAUUCACUGUCAUGUUAGCAAGUGUAUUAAAACAACUUUAAUCCCUUUUUCAGAAUCACGCUAUUAUUCAAGUUGUUUGCCUAAGACACAAAUAAAUACUUCACGUCAGGCAUUCAUGUGCAAGCAACUCAUUAAAUGUAGUGUUAUCUUUUGCAGUAUC
This is a messenger RNA of Lingula anatina, 2375 nucleotides long. Its product is annotated as ubiquitin-like protein 7. The record is from RefSeq and is a predicted model, not a curated record. Gene Ontology annotation, molecular function: polyubiquitin modification-dependent protein binding. Gene Ontology annotation, cellular component: cytosol. Gene Ontology annotation, biological process: ubiquitin-dependent protein catabolic process. NCBI's taxonomy places the organism in Eukaryota, Metazoa, Brachiopoda, Lingulata, Lingulida, Lingulidae.